CAGUCCGCUCGAGCUGUUCACUCGCAGCGGUUCCUCCAGGCCGCCACUGGCAGCAGCUCCUCCUCCUCCUCCUCCGCGAGUCCGCGGCUUCCCCACAGUUAGCCUGCGCUUCCCCGAGCAGAGCUGCGGUCUGUACCUCUGUAUUUCCCGGUUAACUGCGCGCUGCAGGGGUCUGUUAUCAUGUUUACAGUUUCGGAACUUAUGGUCCUGAUGGCCGCACUCUCCGCCACGGCGUCCGGCUACUUCGUGAGCGUGGACGCGCACGCGGAGGAGUGCUUCUACGAGCGGGUCAACUCGGGCACCAAGAUGGGCCUGAUGUUCGAGGUGGCGGAGGGAGGCUUCCUGGACAUCGACGUGGAGAUUACAGGUCCAGACGGAAAGCAGAUCUAUAAGGGAGACAGGGAGUCCAGUGGGAAGUACUCUGUGGCUGCACAUAUGGACGGCACCUACAAGUUCUGCUUCAGCAAUAAGAUGUCCACCAUGACCCCCAAGAUCGUCAUGUUUACCAUUGAUAUUGGAGAGGCUCCUAAGGGUGAUGGCAUGGAGACAGAGGUUGGUGGUGGCACCUGGGAUGCCCAUCAAAACAAGCUGGAGGAGAUGAUCAACGAGCUGGCAGUUGCCAUGACUGCGGUCAAGCACGAGCAGGAGUACAUGGAGGUCCGCGAGAGGAUACACAGAGCAAUUAACGACAACACGAACAGUCGAGUAGUGUUGUGGUCGUUCUUCGAGGCCCUGGUGCUGGUGGCUAUGACCCUGGGACAGAUUUACUACCUGAAGAGGUUUUUCGAAGUGCGGAGAGUUGUUUAAAUUGUGGUUUGUACUGUUUUGUAUUCCAAAGUGUCUCAUCGUUCUUUGGACUCAUGGGAAGAAUAAACAAGUAAAACUAUUGAAAAACAGGAAGAUCACCACCUCCUAGUCUGUUAUUUUUGAGACUAGACGUUGCCAGGCUGGCACAGUCUGCGAAUGCACUCUCCACUUCCUGUCAUGGUCCUGUGUACUAUUUUGUAUUUGCUUAAAGGUGCACUAAUUUAAGACUUUCCAAUUUUACAAAUGCUGUCCCUGUACUUGGUAAUGCAAGUUAAUCUAUGACGUAUGAAUAUUUUGAGCAGGUCUGAUCACACUUCACUAUUUUGUUGGUAUGUAGCAUUUGGAAAAGCAUAUGUCUGUGUUCUCAGCUGUUUACCAUAAUUGACAAGUUGGAUCACCACUGGACUCUUAAAAGGCCGCUACAGACACCACAGGACCGUUGAUGCUGAUGAAACAUUGUUAUUAAAGGUCAAGGUCUUUAAAGUUAAUCUAAUGACUUAGUGUAUCUUUAAAUCACUGCAGUUUAUUUCCUGAAGACAACAUUCUCUUUAGGAUAAGAUUUUCCUGCUCCCAUGGUUAUAACAACUUUGUGAUUGAGAGGGUUUUAAAUUUAAAUUUAUUUGUAUUUUUUGUAAAAUCCAUUUUUUUCUGCUGUUGGCUCUAAAUGCAAAUAAGCAAAUGCAAGCUACCUUCUUGCUUUUCUGUUACUACGAGAGAUUUGCGCUAAUGUUACGAGAGUGCAAAUAAGGGCACAAUAGACAAGUUACCAUGGUUUGAUUUUUCACUGUAAUGGUGGUGGUGUGAGCUUUUAUAUUGUUUUGUAUAUUACAUUCUUCCCAAUGAUUUCUGUGCCGAACAUGUGGCGUUAUCAGGUUUGUCAAAUACAGAAUUGUACAGUACAAAACAGUUCUCUCAUUGAAGUGUAUAUAAUAUGUCAAGCUUUGCUUCUUUCUUUUCCACUUUUUCUCAUCCGAAGCCCAGUUUCCUACAAUGCAGCUAGUCAUUGUAGGUAAUGGAAAAAACAUUUUUAUACUUUUUUGAUUUUUUUUUUUUUUUGGGUGGUGGGGUGUUAAAAUGGAUCAAUAAUAAACUCUGCAUUUGGGUAAAAGUU
Astyanax mexicanus (Mexican tetra) is the source of this 1918-nucleotide messenger RNA. Its product is annotated as transmembrane emp24 domain-containing protein 2. NCBI's taxonomy places the organism in Eukaryota, Metazoa, Chordata, Actinopteri, Characiformes, Acestrorhamphidae. Gene Ontology annotation, cellular component: Golgi apparatus; COPII-coated ER to Golgi transport vesicle; endoplasmic reticulum. The transcript is spliced from 5 exons. The record is from RefSeq and is a predicted model, not a curated record. Bases 181 to 807 code for a protein of 208 amino acids. Gene Ontology annotation, biological process: intracellular protein transport; endoplasmic reticulum to Golgi vesicle-mediated transport; Golgi organization.